Molecule: messenger RNA, 2709 nt
Organism: Gigantopelta aegis
Lineage: Eukaryota; Metazoa; Mollusca; Gastropoda; Neomphalida; Peltospiridae
Exons: 1
Coding region: 832-2673 (613 amino acids)
Biological process (GO): exocytosis; vesicle fusion; intracellular protein transport
Cellular component (GO): endomembrane system; SNARE complex; plasma membrane
Molecular function (GO): SNAP receptor activity; SNARE binding
Source: RefSeq, a predicted model, not a curated record
UUGUUUUCUUUCUUGUUUUACUAAUGAAAUUAUUAGAAAAUACUGUAUAUAACUAUCUUCUGUGUUUACGUGUCGUACUCUGCUGUUUAAUUUCAUUGUCUGUGCCUUUGGAAUCUGCAUUGACUGUACGUACGUGGGAAUGUAACGGGAUUUUGUUUAGACAUGUAUUUGGGUUUUACGUGUGUACUGACAUUGAAGAAAAGUUCAGUUUCUUAUAGGCCUGGACGUCGGCGGCGUCUUGAGUUUUUGUAGAUCUACCUGACAACAAUCAUUAAUCAGAUUUAGAUUUGGUACAAUACGAAAGAAUACUGGAGAAAAUGCAACAUAUGGAAAUGGCAGUGUAUGAAAUUUCAGAAAAAAACAAUAAAAGCAGGGAAUAACGAGAAAUUUGCUGUAAUAAGAGACAGAAAGACAAGAUACAGUAACAAUAGACAUUACUUAAGGUAAUACUCCCCACCACCACCCCCAAAAAACAACACCACCAAACCCACCCACCCCCAGAAACAGUGACACUUGAGAAUAAGAAAAAUAAAAAAGACAAUAAGAGACGCAAGAUAAAAAGAGACAUUUCCAGAGACACAAGACAAAAAGAUACAUCAACAGAGACGAAGACACAGAAAUCUUGAGACAAAAACAAUAAGACGGCAUCGGCAAAGAAUAAGAGAGAUCUGGGAUAUGGGAGAAUUGACAUAAUGUGAAUUGGAGACAGCAGGUGAAUAGGAGACUAGAGGAACGACAGUAACACAGUAAGUGAGGUCUACGUUCAUAUGACAGCUAAUACGGGAUGGUAAUGGCAUACGAGACAGACUAAGGCAAACUAAUGAAAGGACAAUGUCGUCGUCGUCAAGUGUCAGAGAUCGUGUAGCCGAGUUGCAGAUGAAGCAGAAGGUAUCGGAGAAUGUUGGUUCAAAGACGAAACUGGAAACGCCCAGCGAGGAAACUUUGCACAAGUUUUCACCAGGUGUGAAAGUUCGACUGGCCGAGUUGCAAAAUAAGCUAAAAGGUUCUGAAAAUGUUGGUUCGAAGACGAAACUGGAAACGCCCAGUGAGAAAACUUUGCACAAGUUUUCACCAGGUGUGAAAGUUCGACUGGCCGAGUUGCAAAAUAAGCUGAAAGGUUCUGAAAAUGUUGGUUCGAAGACGAAACUAGAAACACCCAGCCAGGAAAGGUUGCCCACAGUGUCUUCACCAGGUGUCAAAGAUCGUCUAGCUAAAUUGCAAAUGAAGCAGAAACUAUUAUCAAGAAGUGUUGGUUCGAAGACGAAACUGGAAACACCCAGCCAGGAAAGGUUGCCCACAAUGUCUUCACCAGGUGUCAAAGAUCGUCUAGCUAAAUUGCAAAUGAAGCAGAAACUAUUAUCAGGAAGUGUUGGUUCGAAGACGAAACUGGAAACACCCAGCCAGGAAAGGUUGCCCACAAUGUCUUCACCAGGUGUCAAAGAUCGUCUAGCUAAAUUGCAAAUGAAGCAGAAACUAUUAUCAGGAAGUGUUGGUUCGAAGACGAAACUGGAAACACCCAGCCAGGAAAGUUUGCGCACAAAGUUUUCACCAGGUGUCAGAUAUCGACUAAGUGAGUUGCAAAAGAAACUGAAAGGUUCCAAAAAUGUUGGUUCGAAGACAAACCUGGAAACACCCAGCCAAAAAGGUUUGCCCACAGUGUCUUCGCCAGGCGUUAAAGACCGUCUAGCCGAAUUGCAAAUGAAGAAGAAAAUCUCAUCAGGAAGUGUUGCUUCGAUGACAAAACUGGAAAUGCCCAGUCAGCAAAGUUUGCACAAGUCUUCAUCGGGCGUGAAAGAUCGUCUAGCUGAACUACAAAUGAAGCAGAAAAUCUUAGGAAAUGUUGGUUCAAAGACGAAACUGAAACCGACACCGAGCGAGGAAUAUGUACACAAAUUUCUAGCCAGAGUUAACGAGGUGGAAGCCAUUUUGAAACGCGUCAGGCAGCAGAACGAAGCGAUAGUCCGACUGCAGAACGACAUACUCAACAAUCCGUUCUGCAACAAGAAACAGAUUCUCGAGUGUAGCUCGAUCAUCGAAGAGACGAAGAACGAUCUGCAGGAAGUACGAGGACUGCUGCAGAGACUGGUCGCAGAAGAGGAGCUCUCGAACCAGAAACCCGGAGUGAAGGUCGCGGUGGCUCAUGUCCGGGACCAGCAGGUCAAACAUCUGACCAUUAGUCUGACGGAGGCCACCGACGAGUUCUUCAAGGGACAAGCUCGUUACAUGGAUCAUAUGAAAGAACGUCAGAAAAAGCAGCUGGCCAUCACUGGUUCCCAGGGUAAAAAGAGCCAACGUGAAAUCGAGAGCAUUCUCGAAGGAAAGGACUCGUACGCGAUUUUCACGCAGAAUUUCAUUUCGGACGUGACCAAUACAGGGUCGUCGCUGCGCGAAAUUGAAGACCGCCAGAAAGACAUUCUCUCACUCGAGAAAGGCGUGGUACAAGUUAACGAGCUCUUCAAAGAUUUGAACCUGCUUGUGGCUGCGCAAGGGAAGACAAUCGAUUCGAUCGAGGCCAAUGUUGUUCAUGCUGGUGACUAUACGGAAGAUGCGAAAAACGAGCUGGAAAAAGGCAGUAAAUAUCGGCGCACGGUCAGACGACGAAAGUGGUGCAUAGCGGGAAUUGUGAUUGUAGCACUUGUAAUAGUUGUAGUUACGAUUGUUUUUUCGCAAUAAAUUAAUGUUAUAAUCGAUAUGUUUGACCAUUUUUGU